Astyanax mexicanus (Mexican tetra) is the source of this 2946-nucleotide messenger RNA. Its product is annotated as protein lifeguard 1. NCBI's taxonomy places the organism in Eukaryota, Metazoa, Chordata, Actinopteri, Characiformes, Acestrorhamphidae. The record is from RefSeq and is a predicted model, not a curated record. The transcript has 7 exons. Gene Ontology annotation, cellular component: endoplasmic reticulum; Golgi apparatus; membrane. Bases 163 to 1194 code for a protein of 343 amino acids. Gene Ontology annotation, biological process: negative regulation of apoptotic signaling pathway.
CUGAGGUCGGCCGCUGGGGGCGCUGUUCUGCGCUGUUCUGCUGUUGAUAAUAAAGCGGGUUUGUCUGAUCCGGAGCUUUUCUCUGUUUUUAUUUUUGAUUUUAAUGUUCGGCGGGAUCCAGCGUUUCUCCGGCUCUAAAUAAAGAGAGAAACAGACCCAGCCAUGGCUCAGGACAAAAGCGGCUACGUUCCAAUAACCGACCACAGCCCUCAGCAGGGCUCCGGCUUCGGCCAGCCCAACCCUCCCGGCUUCGUUCUGCCGCCGCCGGAUUACGCCGGGAUGCCGGCGGGUCCCGGGGCUCCCGGAGGGCUUCCCUUUCCGACCCCCGGCGCUUUUGGACAGCCCAUGUACGGCCAGGGCGCGCCCGGAUUUCCACAAGCCCCGUUUCCACACAUGGCCCCCUACGGUCAGCCCCAGAACCAGGGACCGAGCCAGCCCUACCAGUACCACCCCAGCGAGCCGAUGAGCGAUCCGUACCAAAGCACUGAUGAACCUCCAGCCUACGAUCAUGAUGACAUCCGGAUCUCUGGGUUCGACGAUAAAGCAGUCAGACGAGCCUUCAUACGCAAGGUGUUUCUGGUUCUUACGGCUCAGCUGGUCGUCACCUUCUCCUUCGUGGCUCUUUUCACCUUCGAGAAGAACAUUAAAACAUUUGUGCAGCAGAACGUCUGGACGUAUUAUGUCUCCUAUGCUGUGUUUAUCAUCCCACUUAUCGCCAUCAGCUGCUGUGGAGAGUUCCGCCGUAAACACCCCUGGAACCUGGUGGCCCUGUCCAUCCUGACUCUCAGCAUGUCCUACAUGACUGGGAUGAUCGCCAGCUUCUACGAUACUGACACCGUCGUCAUGGCCGUCGGCAUUACUGUCGUGGUUUGCUUUACAGUGGUCAUCUUCUCUAUGCAGAGCAAGUAUGACUUCACAUCCUGUAUGGGCGUGCUGUUCGUCUGCGUCAUCGUCCUUUUUGUCUUCGGGAUCCUCUGCAUCUUCAUCAGGAACAAGAUCCUGGACAUCGUCUACGCCUCUCUGGGUGCUCUGGUCUUCACCUGCUUCUUGGCCGUGGACACUCAGCUGCUGCUGGGGAAUAAGAAGCUGUCCCUGAGCCCUGAGGAGUACGUAUUCGGAGCGCUGAACCUCUACCUGGACAUCAUCAACAUCUUCCUGUACAUCUUACAGAUCGUGGGCAGAAGCCGUAACUAAGCGGGUGGUGGGAAAAGACGGGGAAAUGAAGGUUGCGUAUAAAGAUCUGUACAAGCCUUACCCGACUCUGAUAUUCCGGGGCUGAAACUGUGUUCAUACGCAGCACUCGCUCUGUGAUUCAGGCCCGUUUGGUGCAGCUGUGCUUUGAACCCCCUUGUUAUUAUUAUAAUUAAUAUUAUUAUUUAUCUACGCUGAGCCUGAAUCACCUAAACAAUGCUAAUGCUAAUGAAUCUGAAAGAUCAAAUUAUUAAUAUUAUAUGAAGUGUGCACCAGAUCACCAGACGGUGUUCGUAAAUCACAGAGCAUCUCCCUUCUCUGACUGUAUCGCUGCUCUUUCUCUGUAAAUAUAGUUAAAACUGUUUUUUUCCUCACUUAUAUUUUAGUUUGUUUAUGUUGUGCUUUAUAAUUAUUUUCUAAUCGGAUUGAGAAAUCGUACAAGUUUAAGUUCUGAUAACUUAUCACUUUAUUUCUGUUACUAACGUUUGGGUAGUAUAUAGUAUGUUUAUGUAAACAUGUAGGGGUUUUUACAGUCCUGUGCAAAAGGUUCGGCACCCCUGUUGAAGCUUAUAUACUAUAGUAUAUAUUAUAUACCAUGAAUAUGUCACUAACAUCCAAUGAGAAUUUUAAAUUUGGCUAUUUGAAUGCUGUAGCUGCUCUAUACACUGAAUAAAUUAUUCUGGAUGAAAAGAAGCAUAUAGAGACCAAUAGACUAAUAGAAAAAAGCUUAUUCUUUAACACUAAUUUCCAUUCAAAGUUAAUUUAAAGAACAUUUUAUCUUAGAUUUUUUUCAUUGGACAGCGAAAAAGGUCUAAUUAUUAUAUUUCUCUGGGUUUAUAAAACAAAAAAACAGUCCAAAAUCAUACCAGCUUCUUUUUAUCUCAGGAUGUGUUUUUUGAUUCUUUUCCUUUUCUAAAAUAUAUUUCAUAGUACAAGUCAAAAUUUUAGACAAACCUUAAAUUCCAUGUUUUUUCAAAAACGUUAUGAUGAAACUCUGACAAACACUCCUUAUAACUUAGAACAGAGUUAAUCAAUAUAACUGCUGUAGGCUGAAUGAUUUAAGCUAUAAUAAAUACAGUAGCAGUCAAAUUUAGGACACCACUUCGCUUUUCAGUCAUUUUCGGCUGUAUUUGCAUUCUUAUAAACAUUGUAGAUUAUUAAUCAAAACGUCAAAACUAUGAAGGAACGUUUAUAUGUAGUUAACAAAAGAAGGGUUUGAAUACAAAGUAUAAAACAUUCUUGUAUUAAACUUUAAUCUAUAAUGUAGAAAAUAACGAUCUAAAAGAAUGAGAGGGUGUUUCCAGAUUUUAGACUUGCACUUGCAUAUUAUGGAAUUUGUUGGUUCUUGCAGUGUAUUUAAUAGAUAAUUUAAGCUAUUUUCCAGGUUAGUUUCAUCUAAAAGACAAGACAAAAGUUAUGACAUAAGUACUAUGUGAAAUGUAUUAAAUGAAUAGAAAUUGUGGAUUAAAAUGUGCCGGAAAAUUAGAUAAUAAUUCGAUUUUUUUUUUUUAAACGGGUGCAUAAAUCUUGGCAUAGGACUGUUUAUAUCCAUUAUUCUAUAUUUUGCUUUGUGAUUAUUUUGAUCUGACAUGCUGUUUUAGUGAGAUGAACUGCUGUAGUUUUAGAAGGUUGUUUUGCAGCCUUUUGAUUAGUAUCCUGCACUGCGCUCCACGUGACGCCGAGGAGAGUGGCAUGCCGGACCUGUAUCUGAUGGUGAUAAAAGAAGUGAAAUAAACACUUUAUUUUGGCGUCUUA